Benincasa hispida (wax gourd) is the source of this 5552-nucleotide messenger RNA. Its product is annotated as early endosome antigen. NCBI's taxonomy places the organism in Eukaryota, Viridiplantae, Streptophyta, Magnoliopsida, Cucurbitales, Cucurbitaceae. The record is from RefSeq and is a predicted model, not a curated record.
UUAACAAUUCAAGUCCAUUCAAAAACUCAUUUACUAAAAAGAAUCUCUCUCUCUCUCUAACCACCCUCCUUGAUCGGCGUCUCCUCCGCCGUUCCCCCAUUUUCCACGGCGUUAGAAACCGCAGAAAUCGUAUUGAAAACGCUACCGCCGGACCAAAAUUUCAGAUAAAGCUGAAUAAUGGAAGUCGAACCUCAGAAGUCGGAAGUCCCAGCUACAAAGGUGGUUGAGGAUACUGGAAAUGAUGUCAACGGCGAUAAGAUCACGAAUGGGGAUGCAACUCAAGUAGAAAAAGAAAUUAAGAACGAAGAGGAGGACAAUGCUCUGGACGGGGAGUUCAUCAAAGUAGAAAAGGAGACUCUGGAGGCGAAGGAUACUCUAGCCAAAACAGCAUCCUCAGAGGAUAAACAAACUAUUGUUGAAAGAAGUUCAAGCAACUCGAGCAGAGAAUUAUUGGAGGCCCAAGAAAAGUCGAGAGAUCUUGAGCGUGAAAUUGAGAGAUUAGCUGGAAGUUUGAAGCAUUUAGAGUCAGAGAAUUCAAGGCUGCAGGAUGAGGUAUCACUCACAAAGCAGAAGUUUGAGGAAAGUGAAAAGAAAUUUGAAGUUCUUGAACUUGAUCACAAGAAAUCGAAAGAGCUAAUUGUUGAGUCUGAAGAGAAACACAAUUCGCAGCUCAUCAGUUUGCAAGAAGCACUGCAAGCUCAAGAAGCAAAGAACAAGGAGUUGAUAGUGGUGAAAGAAGCAUUUGAUAGUUUGACUAAUGAUUUUGAGAAUUCCCGCAAGCAGAUUCAAGAGUUGGAACAAAAACUGAAGAUCUCUGGAGAUGAUGCAUUGAAAUUUGAAGAGCUUCACAAACAAAGUGGUUUGAAUGCUGAAUUGGAGGCAAAAAGAGCAUUAGAGUUUGAGAGGCUUCUUGAAUCAGAAAAACUGAGUGCAAAAGAAAGAGAAGAUCAAAUCUCUUCCCUUCUAGAAAAAAUCAAGGACUUAAAUGACAAGAUUGCUGAAAGCCAAAAGGUAGAAGAAGCACUUAGAACUACAGCAACUGAGCUUUCUGCCGUCCAGGGAGAUCUAGAGCUUUCAAAAACUCAAGUGCUAGACUUGGAGAAGAAACUUUCUACAAAGGAAGGUUUAGUUGAAGAAUUGACUCAGGAGCUGGAAACCCGAAAGGCUUCAGAAUCAAAGAUCAAGGAAGAUAUUUCAGCCGUUGAAAGUCAGUUUGCUUCAGCUAAAGAGGAUCUUCGUGUAAAGUUUUCUGAACUGGAAGAAAUAAGGUUGAAGCUUCAGGAAGAAAUUAACCAAAAGGAAUCUGCUGAAUCUGCUUUAAAAACACUGGAAGCACAAGUCUCUGUUAUUCAAAAGGAACUUGCCGCAGCUAUCAAAGAUAAAGAAGAGCUUGAAGUGACUGUAGCAGAUCUCUCUAGCAAUGCCAAACAAAUGAAAGAUUUAUGCAAUGAUCUUGGGGAAAAACUGAAGCUUUCAGAUGAGAAUUUUGGAAAAGCUGAUACUCUUUUGUCUCAAGCUCUGUCCAACAAUAAGGAGCUGGAAGAGAAGUUGAAGAAUUUGGAGGAUCUCCAUAAUGAAACUGGAGUUGUAGCUCAAACUGCCACUCAGAAGAAUCUUGAACUUGAGGAAAUUGUCCGAGUUUCAACUGCCUCAGCGGAAGAUGCAAAUUCUAGAUUAAGAGAAUUUGAGACCCGAUUUAUAGCAGCAGAGCAAAAGAAUGUGGAGCUCGAACAACAGCUAAAUCUGUUACAAUUGAAAAACAAUGAUGCUGAGAGAGAAUUGACUGAGUUAUCUGAGAAAAUAAAAGAACUUAGUACUAAAUUGAUCAAUGUUGAGCAAGAAAAGCAGCAGCUGAAUGACCAAAAGCAGGAAUAUCAGGAUAAAGUACUGCAACUGGAAUCUGCAAUGGAGAAGUCAACGUCACAACAUCAAGAACUGGAGAAAGAGCUGAAAACCACAAUUGGGAAGUGUUCUCAGCAUGAGGAACGAGCCAACAUGAAUCUUCAACGUAGCAUUGAACUUGAAGAACUGAUCCAGGCAUCUCACAACAAAAUUGAAGUUGCAGAUAAAAGGGUGAGUGAAUUGGAUUUGUUGCUUGAAGCAGAAAAGUACAGAAUUCAAGAGCUUGAAGAACAAGUAAGUACUUUAGAAAAGAAAUGUGGGGAUGCUGAAGCAGAAACCAAGAAAAAUUUUGACCAGGCAUCUGUCCUGGCAUCUGAAAUCAAAUCAUAUGAAGAAAAAGUAGUGAGCCUUGAAACUGCAUUGCACGUUGCCAAUUUAAAGGAAAAGGAAUUAACUGAAUCGCUGGAUAUAGCAACAGAAGAGAAGAAAAAAUUGGAAGAUGCAUUGAACUCGUCCAGCAGUAGGCUAGCUGAAUCAGAAAAUUUGGUGGAAGUUAUAAGGAACGAUCUGAACAUUACUCAAAAGAAACUAGAAAGUAUUGAGAGUGAUCUCCAAGCUACUGGAAUCAGAGAGACUGAGGUGCUGGAAAAGCUGAAAUCUGCGGAGGAGAAACUAGAACACCAAUUACGAACAAUAGAGGAAACUACUGCAAGAAACUCAGAACUUCAGUCAUUACAUGAGUCAUUAGCCAAGGAUUCAGAAACUAAAAUGUUGGAAGCAGUAGCGAAGUUCACCAACAAAGAAUCUGAAGCUAACUCUCUAGUGGAGAAAAUUAAAGUUCUUGAAGAACAAAUAGAAGCUUAUCAGGACCAGAUAUCUGAAACCAAUGGAAGAUCUGCAGCUUUAAAGGAAGAAUUGGAUCAGACUUUGACAAAAUUGACUUCUUUAGAUAGUACAAAUGGUGAACUUAAGAAGUAUAGUUCGGAAAUUGAAAACAAAGUUUCUCAAAUUUCUUCAGAGAACGAAUUAUUAGUAGAUACAAACAUUCAACUGAAAACCAAGGUUAAUGAACUUCAGGAGUUAUUGAGCUCUGCUCUUUCUGAAAAGGAAGCUUCUGAUCAACAGCUUGCUUCUCAUAAGAGCUCUAUUGCUGAAUUAACAGAAAAGCACUCGAGGGCCAUUGAGUUUCAGUCUGUAACAGAAGCACGUCAAGUGGAGAUAGAUCAGAAAUUGCAGGAAGCCACUCAGAAGUUUGAUCAGAGAGAUUCCGAGGCUAAGGACUUGAGUGAGAAACUGAAGACAGCAGAGGACCAGAUAAAAUUGUUUGAAGCAAAGGCUCUGGAAGCUUCUGCAGAUGCUGAAGCUCAUAAGAGUCAGCUAGAAGAGACUCUUUUGAAAGUAAAGCAACUAGAAAGCAUGGUGGAAGAGUUGCAAACCAAGAAAGUUGAUGCUGAACAGGAGAGUGCAGGGCUAAAUGAGGCGAAGUUGAGGCUUACUCAAGAACUGUCCUUAAUUGAAUCUAAUUUGAGUGAUCUCCAGGCCAAGUUGUCAGCUGCAAACGUUGAAAGAGAUGAAACUGCUGAACGGCUUCAGACAACAGAGGGUCAGAUUAAAUUGGUCGAAGCAAAGGCUCUGGAAGCUUCAACAAAUGCAGAAGCUCACAAGAGUCAGCUCGAAGAGACUCUUUUGAAAGUAAAGCACCUAGAAAGCAUAGUAGAGGAGCUGCAAACCAAGGCAAUUAAUGCGGAAAAGGAGAAUGCAGGAUUAAGUGAGGCAAAUUUGAAACUUACUCAAGAACUGGCCUUAAUUGAAUCUCAUUUGAGUGAUCUCCAGGCCAAGUUGUCAGUUGCAAACGUUGAAAGAGAUGAAACUGCUGAACGGCUUCAGACAGCUGAGGGUCAGAUUAAAUUGGUUGAAGCAAAGGCUUUGGAAGCUUCUACAAAUGCAGAAGCUCAUAAGAGUCAGCUCGAAGAGACUCUUUUGAAAGUAAAGCACCUAGAAAGCAUAGUAGAGGAGCUGCAAACCGAGGCAAUUAAUGCUGAAAAGGAGAAUGCAGGAUUAAGUGAGGCAAAUUUGAAACUUACUCAGGAAUUGGCCUCAUAUGAAUCUAAUUUCAGUGAUCUCCAAACCAGGUUAUCCGCUGCACACGUUGAAAGGGAUCAAACUGUUGAACGACUUCAGACAGCAGAGGGCCAAAUCAAAUUGGUUGAAGCAAAGGCUCUUGAAGCUUCAUCAGAUGUUGAAGCUCACAAGAAUCAGCUCGAAGAACGUGUUUUGAAAGUAAAGCAUCUAGAAAGCAUAUUAGAGGAGCUGCAAACCAAGGCAAUUAAUGUCGAAAACGAGAAUGCAGGGUUGAAUGAAGCAAGUUUGAGACUUAAACAGGAACUAACCUCAUAUGAAUCUAAUUUGAGUGAUCUCCAGAACAUAUUAUCUGCUGCAAAUGCUGAAAAGGAUGAAACUACUGAACGGCUUCAGAUUGCAGAGAAGACAGUAAAUGAGUUGAAAUCACAGCUGGCUUCUGAAGAACAAAGGCUACAGUCUCAGAUCGCUUCAAUUAUGGAAGACAACAACGUCCUCAAUGAGACAUACCAGAAGACCAAAAACGAAUUUCGGUUAGAGAUAUUGCAGCUGGAAGAAAAAUUGAAAGAACAGAGCAAGGUAGAAGAAUCAUUAAGAUCUGAAAUUGAAAAUCUUAAAGCAGAUAUCGCGGAGAAUAAUGGUUUAAAAAUACGCCAAAAAGAGCUUGAAGAAGAGCUAAGUAAAUCUGAAGCUCUACGGAAAGAUGAGGUUGAAAGUGUCCGGGCAACCGCUGCUGGAAAAGAGACAGAAUUGAUUUCCAAAUUGGAAGAUUAUGGACUAAAAGUUCAAGAUAGAGAUCAACUAAAUGAACAAGUACUUCAACUUCAGAAAGAAUUGCAGGUAGCAAAGGCGGAGAUUGCUGAACAGAAAGAGAAAGAUUCUCAAAAAGAGUUCGAACGAGAGGAUUCACUUAAGCGGUCUCUUCAAGAUCUGGAAGCGAAGGGCAAAGAAAUUCUUGCUCUAGAAACACAAAUCAAGGACCUCCAGCAGAAAUUGCUCCUGGCUGAGGCUAAGCCCAUAGAAAAGGCUGAUGGAGGCAGCUCGAUGGAGUCGAAGGACGGAGUAGAAAUCAAAUCCCGAGACAUUGGAUUAAACUUUUCAACUCCAACAAAAAGGAAACACAAGAAGAACAAAGAGGCAUCAGCAUCAACACCAUCUCCAUCUCCAUCUUCUGCUGAAACACACACUCAAAUUGCUGAGGUUUCUUCAAUCUCCUCUUUGAAGUUUGUUUUGGUAGUAGCUCUGAUCUCUAUUAUACUUGGUAUAUAUUUGGGGAAAAGGUAUUAAAUAUUUGUGGUUUUCGAUUUUUCCUUUUUUUGCCAAUCAUUUCCCCCUUGUUUUUUUCUUCUUUUUUCCCCCCCCAAAGCCUCUUUUUGUUUCUUCUUUCAAAUUUCUUUUUGAGUUUUAAGGUUUUUCUAGUCAGUUCGGGAAUUCGUUUUUUAAUUUCCAUCCACAGCCAGUAUGUAAAAGCAAAUACAAUUUGAUGAUACGUCCUAGUUCUCCUAGUGUGUAUUUAUUUUGUAUGCUCAAAAGUUGCAGAUGUAUAUGUAUUUUCUUUGUAAUGCAUUUUACAAGUCAUUAUGAUGGAAGCAUUUUACUUUUAUCCAUUCUCACCAUUUUAAGGUUGAACA